UUUUUACAUUUUUCAGUGGCCCUAAUCCUCUUCCGCAAAUGUGUACUGUCACUUUAAGAAACCCGGAAAUGAUCCUUUCUGGCAUUCGCUGCGUGUGAAUUGACGGACAGCUGUGUCGGGAUUGUCUCUGCAAUGAUAUCCAACCCUGUUACUUGGGCUGUCCGAAUUAGUGUGAGGUGCUGGCGACACCGAGCCGUGUUUAAAGGGCUUCCAGGAGCCUCAGGCGUCGGCAGCUGGCGCUGGUACUCUGCUCCCACUCGAAGCAGUGUCUCGGUUAUGGAGGAGAUAUUGGCGAGGGUCAUUGUACCUUUACCUUCAUAUGAAACGAGAGACAAAUUCCCACCUCCGCCCGAAUCGACUAGUUUAGAGUUCAUGAACUUCUAUAGAGGUCUCGAAAAGGAAGACAAGGUGGAUUUUCUGUCCAAGCUGUCAGAGGAGUGCGGAGUGGAUCAUAAACUGGUUUCAGAACUUGCUGUGAAGUUACUGGACACUCAGCGGCGGGACCAGGCGACCAUUCUGCAAGCUGAGGACAGACUCCGGUACAGCUUGACGCCGCGGUACAAGCAGCUGUUCAGCCAUGUAAGCCGGGUUGAAGGUGGAGUGAAGUUCCUGGUGGAUCUCCGUGCUGAUCUGCUGGAAAUCCUCACAUCUAAAGCAAGCGAAAGUCCACACAUCAGGGACCUGAACAGUACCCUGAAGAGCCUGCUGUCUGAGUGGUUUUCUGUAGGUCUGCUCCGACUUGAAAGAAUCACCUGGCAGUCCCCCUGUGAGAUCCUGCAGAAGAUCAGCCAGUAUGAGGCGGUGCAUCCUGUAAGGAAUUGGACGGACCUUAAGCGCAGAGUGGGCCCAUACAGACGGUGUUACGCCUUCACCCACGCCGCCAUGCCAGGAGAGCCUUUGGUUGUGCUGCACGUGGCCCUCACUGAGGACAUCUCCAAUAACAUCCAGAGUAUUGUUCGUGAAUUUGCAACGCUUGAUGCAGAGGAGGACAUAAACAAGAUAAAUUCUGCCAUCUUCUACUCCAUCUCCUCAACCCAGGCUGGCCUUCAGGGUGUGGAGCUGGGCAACUUCCUCAUCAAGAGGGUGGUCCGAGAACUGCAGAGUGAGUUCCCUCAUAUGGCUCAGUUUUCCAGUCUAUCACCCAUUCCUGGGUUCUCAUCCUGGCUUCAAGGUCUUCUGAGCCAGUACAGGAAGGAAGGCCGGGCAGCGGACCUUUUGUCCGAGCAGGAGUGGAAAGAAGUGGAGAAGACCAUCGACAGUAGCCCAGGGACUCCACCUGUGGACUCUUUGCGUAAGCUUCUUGCCACCAGUGAGUGGACGCGCUCAGAGAAGCUGUCCCACGCCCUAGAGCCUGUCCUCAUGCGCCUCUGCGCGUGGUACCUCUACGGAGAAAAGCGGCGAGGCUAUGCUCUCAAUCCUGUGGCCAAUUUCCACCUGCAAAACGGCGCCACCAUGUGGCGGAUCAACUGGCGUGCUGACACCAGCCCCAGGGGCAUGGCAAACUCCUGUGGAAUCAUGGUGAACUAUCGCUACUUCCUGAACGAGACGUCUAAAAACAGCGCUCUAUACCUUCAGAAUAAAGUUGUGGCAGCAUCAGAGCAGGUUUUGGGGCUCGUUUCCCAGUUUCAGAAAAACAGCAAACUGUGACUCUGUUACCAAUAAUAUUAAUGUGGUAUUCCAGGUUAUAGUUUACCUGCUGUUUACGACUAAAAAGACCGGUGUGUUAUUUUACUGGAGCUGUCUUUGAUGUUUGUCAUGUUUCCCCAAAUAUCAACAAUCAGCACCACCACCGAAUGAACCACCUGACGUCGUAGAGGAACAGAAAGUAGGACAUUUUUAACAUGAUGUAAAUCGUCCCAUCUGCUAUUUGGCUCAUUAGAUUUCUAGCCAAAGCUGUUUGAUAUUGUGUAAGUGAUUGUCAGAGCAGACUGCAGCUAAUGAAGCAGAAGGCAUCUAUCAAUGCCAGAGCAUGCUGGUGGAUAAUAGCAUGUAAUGGUGAGGCCGGUGCAGGGAGGGUGCGCACCUCCUGGAAUAAAUGAUGUUUAUUCAUUCAUUUGGCUGAGCUGCUUCACUGUAAACCCAUCAGAGAUGGAGAGAAAGACAAGUAGAUGUUUUCUUUACUAUUGUCAGAACAGGAUGUUUCUCUGAUUUUCCGCUUUAAAAGUCAUUACAGAAGGCAUGGAGUCACCCGCGGGAAAAAAAUGGUUCAUAAUAAAUAAACUGAUUUUCUGUUGAAUGAUCAAGCCGAUGGUGUUUCACUGAAUGUCUUCAGCUGGACGCUCCUUUCUGCUCUCUCUCCCACAGAGAGACAUAAGCAUCCUCUAAAGAUCAUCACUGAUAUCCUAAGGACUUGGUACCUGUGCAAAGCAGGUCUCGAAUCAUCCCACAUCCCUUUGUUGGCAAAUAAUAUAUGAAAGCAAGUUAACUGUGAAAUUACAUUUUAUCUCUCAAAGGAGUCAAACUGUCUUUUUAUUUUUUCACAUACCACCUUCUUAACAAUGCGCUCGGUGUCCUAGAAACUAAUGGAGUGAAAAAUAAAGUUAAACUAAAUGGUUAGAUUGAUGGUGUUCAGUUGUUAAGAAAGGAGGGAGGGGAGCAUAUAAAGAGGCAGAAAAGAAACAUUGUUUAAUGUUUGUCCUUCAGAGACAAGUGUGAGAGUCUCUGGAGACUGAGAAAAGAUCAUCACAGUUUCCAUGCCUUGGGUUGCCAUGGAAACAACACUGACAUGUGACUCCAAGCUGCUUGUUUGGACUUAUUGGGACCGCCAAUAAUGGUUUAGCCACUGCUUUCUAGUCAAAUGGUUUUAUUAUGUAAUUUUUAUUUUGAAAUAUAAAGCUGAGCCGCUAAUAUUGGAGCUACAACAAGUGGUUGUUUAAUUCUGUUUAAAGGCAUGAAAUCCACAAAACAACACAAAUGUCCUGUAGCAAUAAUUCAAUUAAUGCAGGACUUUACAUACACUCAUCAGCAUGAACAUUUUUCAAUUGGGCAUUUUAAUGAUAAUACAUUUUCAAUGAAUUUUCCAAUUUUGAAUGAUGUUAUUCUGGAUUUACUGUAAAUCACAUCUACUUGGUUUUAUCCAUUUAGGCUUGGAUGUAGACACUGCCAUUAA
Messenger RNA from Cyprinodon variegatus (sheepshead minnow), 3109 nucleotides. It is a transcript of the gene mlycd, whose product is annotated as malonyl-CoA decarboxylase. Gene Ontology annotation, cellular component: peroxisomal matrix; mitochondrial matrix. The coding region runs from base 133 to 1647 and encodes 504 amino acids. The transcript is spliced from 5 exons. NCBI's taxonomy places the organism in Eukaryota, Metazoa, Chordata, Actinopteri, Cyprinodontiformes, Cyprinodontidae. Gene Ontology annotation, biological process: malonyl-CoA catabolic process; positive regulation of fatty acid oxidation; acetyl-CoA biosynthetic process. Gene Ontology annotation, molecular function: malonyl-CoA decarboxylase activity. The record is from RefSeq and is a predicted model, not a curated record.